Molecule: messenger RNA, 1592 nt
Organism: Puma concolor (puma)
Lineage: Eukaryota; Metazoa; Chordata; Mammalia; Carnivora; Felidae
Source: RefSeq, a predicted model, not a curated record
CGGUGGGUGCGCGCGGGAGCAAGAUGGCCACCACCAAGCGUGUGCUGUACGUGGGUGGGCUGGCAGAGGAAGUGGACGACAAAGUUCUUCAUGCUGCUUUUAUCCCAUUUGGAGACAUCACAGAUAUUCAGAUUCCCCUGGAUUAUGAAACAGAAAAGCACCGAGGAUUUGCUUUUGUUGAAUUUGAGUUGGCAGAGGAUGCCGCGGCAGCUAUUGACAACAUGAAUGAAUCUGAGCUCUUUGGACGGACAAUUCGUGUCAAUUUGGCAAAACCAAUGAGGAUCAAGGAAGGCUCUUCCAGACCAGUGUGGUCAGAUGAUGACUGGUUGAAGAAGUUCUCCGGGAAGACUCUCGAAGAGAAUAAAGAGGAAGAAGGGCCAGAGCCUCCCAAAGUGGAGACCCAGGAGGGAGAGCCUGCUGCGAAAAAGGCCCGAUCAAAUCCUCAGGUGUACAUGGACAUCAAGAUUGGGAACAACCCUACAGGAGAACUGCUCUAGUUUUUAACCUCAGCAUCUUUUCCUUUCUCCCCACCAGAGAAUUUCCGAUGCCUGUGCACCCAUGAGAAGGGCUUCGGCUUUAAGGGAAGUAGCUUUCACCGUAUCAUCCCCCAGUUCAUGUGCCAGGGCGGCGAUUUCACGAACCACAAUGGCACUGGGGGCAAGUCCAUCUACGGGAAGAAAUUCGAUGAUGAGAACUUUAUCCUCAAACACACGGGACCAGGCCUGCUCUCCAUGGCCAACUCCGGCCCAAACACCAACGGCUCCCAGUUCUUCCUGACGUGUGACAAGACGGAUUGGCUGGAUGGCAAGCACGUGGUGUUCGGGGAGGUCACAGAAGGCCUGGAUGUCUUGCGGCAGAUUGAGGCCCAGGGCAGCAAGGAUGGGAAGCCAAAGCAGAAGGUAAUCAUUGCCGACUGUGGGGAGUACGUGUGAGUCCGCAAAGUCUCGGCACUGCCCCUGCAUAUCCAGGAGCUGUCAGCCUGGGAACCAGCACCUGAGGGUGUCUGUCCCCUUUGUGGCAAGCAGGGGUUUGUGUCGUGGCCCUUCUUGGACUCAGCUCGGAGCAACUCUUCUGCAGGUACGGCCUGGGCUCCCUCUGGCUCUUUCCCAGGCGUGGCCGUGGGCCUGGGAGCUGGCACAGGGGCCGCCUUCCCCACUGUGGACAGGCUGUGCGUGGUCUUUUCCGGCCUUUGCUGCCACGGCUUCUCCUUGGCCCGCCAGUGUGGCUCCUGGACGUUUCUUCUAGUAAAAUAAAUCCUAGUUCCUGUACUGCCGAGUCCAGCUAGUUCCUAGCAGUUGUCAGAGAUUAUGUCUGUGGCUAAGCUGUCCUGCUGAAUUAGGCUGGCAAAGGGAUGGGGCAUAGCUUUUCUCUACUCCCUUGGAUAGUUCCCUGAGAUGCCAAGUAAUAGAUCUUCAAGCCAGGUUCCCUUGUCGGAUCAUUGUCAGGACGGUGGAAAUCAAAGAUAGUGGAGAAAUUUGUCUUCUGCUGCCUGUGCUCCUAAACUCAUGCUGGCUAGUCUUGUAGGCAGCAAGCGUAGUUACAACUCUCAGCGAUUCAUGUGUUUAUUUCUUCAUAUUCACUCUACAGAUAUU